Molecule: messenger RNA, 279 nt
Organism: Adineta steineri
Lineage: Eukaryota; Metazoa; Rotifera; Eurotatoria; Adinetida; Adinetidae
Source: the annotation of a GenBank genome assembly
AUGACUGAUCGUACUUUAAUUGAAAAACUUAAACAACAGAUUGCAAACGCAACUAACCUCAAUAAAUUAUUUGAAAAUGAAAAAUUUUUAAAUGAACUAAAAAAAUUAUCAUCAACUGGACAAUUAGAAAUUUUCAAAGAACAUAAAGAUAAAUUUAUUGAAUUAAGUAAGAAUCCACAAUCAGCAAUCGCAAAAUGGACUGGCAAUUUACCGAAUACUGAUACUGUAAUACAACAAGGACAAAAACUAAUUGAAAAUGUGAGACAUAGUCUUAAAUAA